UUAAUUUGAUUGAUGGGUAUUGUGCCAUAUCUAAGAGGAGCAAGAACCCAUGAAGGGGUGCCCAUAUCCGAUGGGCUAUCACAUUCUACAUCAGAUUCCAACAACAAGAAAUGGUUAACUUUGAUGCCUUUACUCGUCGCCCUUCUCGUCAUUGCUGAAAUCGGUUUUGUGGGUUGUUUCGGUUCGAUGUUCCGUGAAUCGUGCUCUUCUGGUAUAUUAAAGGUUGCUGGCGCUCGAAAUUUUUGGAUUCGAGCUUUGGGUGACCAUCGCAUCUUGACCUGUGAGGAGUGGCUUGAGAGAGAAGAUGGCGUGGUUUAUUCGAGGGAUUUUAGCUUGGAUCCCAUCUUGGUUUCUUGUGAUAAACAGGAGUUGAAACCUUGUGCAGUGGGUUGUAAGAUCGGACCCCAUCCGAGCAAGAAACCUGAUGCUAUCAUUAGUCAGCAUCCAGAAGCUGAAGCACCUAGUGUGCUGCGCUCUAUGGAAUCGACGGCCUACUACCCGGAAAAUAAUAUUGCUCAGGCACGACGGAGUGGCCACGAAUAUGUAAUGACAACUAGCCUCUCAUCGGAUGUCCCAGUCGGAUAUUUUUCAUGGGCAGAGUAUGAUAUAAUGGCACCAGUGCUUCCGAAGACUAAAAAGGCCAUUGCAGCUGCUUUCAUUUCUAUCUGUCACGCCCGCAACUUUCGUAUUAAAGCUCUUGUCAGGCUCAAAAAGGAGAAUAUCAAGAUAGAUUCUUAUGGUAGAUGCCACGGAAAUCGCAAUGAGAAUGUGGACAAAGUCAAAGCUCUGAAACACUGUAAGUUUAACUUGGCUUUCGAGAACACCAACGAAGAUGAUUACGUCACGGAAAACUUUUUCCAGUCCCUCGUUGCAGGAAGCGUGCCUGUUGUGGUUGGUGCUCCAAAUAUCGAAGAAUUUUCUCCUUCUCCUGGUUCAUAUUUACAUAUUAAGGAAUUGAAGGAUGUUCACUCGGUUGCAGAAAGAAUGAAGUACCUUGCGAAAAACUCGGAUGCUUAUAAUCAAUCAUUAUGGUGGAAGUUCGAAGGCCCGUCUGAUUCGUUCAAGGCCCUUUUGGAUAUGGCUGCUGUUCAUUCGUCAUGCCGUUUGUGCAUUCAGUUGGUGACCAUCUUCCAGGAGGAAGAAGAAAAGAACCCCGACGUCCAGAAACGCCCCUGCAAGUGUGAGAUGGGAUCGGAAACUGUGUAUCAUUUGUAUGUAAGAGAGCAAGGGAGGUUCGAGAUGGACUCUAUUUUCUUGAGGUCCAGAAACAUGACUCUAGAGGCAUUGGAGGCUGCAGUUCUUAUGCAUUUCAAGUCUCGUAAACAUGAGCCUAUUUGGAAAUGGGAAAGACCCGAAAGCAUUAGAGGGGGUGAACUAAAAGUAUACAGAAUAUAUCCUCUUGGGUUGACACAGAGACAGGCUUUAUAUACCUUCAAGUUCAAAAAUGAUGCUGAUCUUAGGAAUCACAUCAAAAACAACCCUUGUGCCAAGUUAGAAGUCAUAUUCGUCUAGAUCAAUGAU
Hibiscus syriacus is the source of this 1521-nucleotide messenger RNA. Its product is annotated as glycoprotein 3-alpha-L-fucosyltransferase A-like. The record is from RefSeq and is a predicted model, not a curated record. Gene Ontology annotation, cellular component: membrane. Lineage: Eukaryota; Viridiplantae; Streptophyta; Magnoliopsida; Malvales; Malvaceae. The transcript has 7 exons. Gene Ontology annotation, molecular function: fucosyltransferase activity. The coding region runs from base 13 to 1512 and encodes 499 amino acids.